UAUGUUUCAUAAUAAGUACUAUAUUUAAGAGUAUCUAAUAGAACUGAUUAUGAUAGAGUUGUUAAACGCAUUCUCUCCAUUUUGAUUGGAAUAUUUCUAACAAGUAGUAAUAUUGGAUAGAAGUGUAUUGGCAAUAAAAGUUAAUGAAGGAGUAUUUUUGGCAAGAGAAAAAUUGUUAAAUUCAUUACUUUUGAAAUCAAAGAGUAUGAUUAUGAGAUUGAUACUGAUUUUACAAAAGCUGUUCCUGAAUUUCAUUCCUGAUGCAAGAUUAUUUGUUGAAUAUGCAAGAAAGGAAUCGUAAUUUAAUUAUGGUGAACCAUUUAAAAUGAGAGUAGUAAUAUAGAUAGUUUAUGUUCUUGCAAUUGAUUUUAGGAAAGUGAUUCAACGAUAAAAUAAGAAUUUCCAGACCUUAAGGGAUAGCCUUAUUUAUUAUAAUAGGUUCAGAUCAAGAACCUUAAAUCUAUUAAACAAGUAAAUUACUGUUUAUACACAAGAUUCGACAUGAAAUAAGAUUUAAUAUCAAGCAGAGAGGAUGCUGAUGAAGAAAUUCAUAGUAUUAUGAAAGUAUAAGUAUAAUAAAAAUAAGUAAUCUGAAAAUGUAUUUAAGGAUUUAACUUUAGAAUAUAUUGAAAAAGAUAAGUAAUUUAAUAUUUGAAGAAUAUGAUGAAAGAAUAAGUAAUUCUUAGAAAAUUAUAAAAAUUUAGAAUUGGCAGUAAUUACCAUUUCAGAAUAAAAUUUAUAUAGAGAAAUAAAUGAACAGAUUAGAUUUAAUUGA
This is a messenger RNA of Paramecium pentaurelia, 775 nucleotides long. The record is from the annotation of a GenBank genome assembly. NCBI's taxonomy places the organism in Eukaryota, Ciliophora, Oligohymenophorea, Peniculida, Parameciidae.